This is a messenger RNA of Diabrotica balteata, 2790 nucleotides long. Lineage: Eukaryota; Metazoa; Arthropoda; Insecta; Coleoptera; Chrysomelidae. The record is from the annotation of a GenBank genome assembly.
CAGGGAUAAAAAUUAGAUUGACAACUGACUGCCGGCAGCGUGAUUGCCGAUUGCCAUUUUGAUAGUAGUUUGAAGGUUGGAAUGAAUGUGAUUUUAAAAAAUAAUUUUGAUUAAGUAAUAAAUUAGUAAAGCAAAGACAUCAAAAAUGAUUCGUAUAAAUAGCAAUAUAUUAAAAAAUAUUUCAAGAUUAUUAAAGAACAACCCCAAAUGUAUGUCCACUUACGAAAAAUAUGCAGAACACAAAGAUAUUACAAAAAUUAGAAAUAUUGGAAUAUCUGCUCACAUUGAUUCUGGAAAAACAACCUUAACAGAAAGAAUACUUUAUUACACUGGACGAAUCGAAUCUAUGCAUGAAGUUAAAGGUAAAGAUAAUGUUGGUGCUACUAUGGACUCUAUGGAAUUAGAAAGACAAAGAGGUAUUACUAUUCAGUCAGCUGCUACAUACACAUUAUGGAAAGAACAUAAUAUUAAUAUAAUUGAUACUCCUGGACAUGUAGACUUCACUGUAGAAGUAGAGAGAGCUUUAAGAGUAUUAGAUGGAGCUAUUCUUGUGCUCUGUGCUGUUGGAGGUGUACAAAGUCAAUCUUUAACAGUAAACAGACAAAUGAAGAGAUAUAAUGUUCCAUGUUUAGCAUUUAUUAACAAACUCGAUAGAUUAGGAGCUAAUCCAAAGAGAGUACUAUCACAAAUGAGAUCCAAAAUGAAUCAUCAUGCAGCUUUUGUACAAUUGCCUAUUGGUGUUGAAUCAAAUUGUAAAGGUAUUAUUGAUCUGGUAGACCAAAAGUCAAUUUAUUUUGAUGGUAGCUUUGGUGAUCAACUUCGUUAUGAUGAAAUCCCUAAGGAAAUGAGAACAGAAAGUGACGAAAAAAGACAUGAACUGAUAGAACACCUUUCUAACUGUGACGAGCAUUUUGGAGAAUUGUACAUUGAAGAAAAACCAAUAACAGAGGCUGAUAUAAAGGCAGCCAUUAGAAGAUCUUGCCUUAAAAGAGCUUUUACUCCUGUCUUUGUGGGAACAGCCCUGAAAAACAAAGGGGUUCAACCAUUGUUGGAUGGAGUCUUAGAUUAUCUACCUCAUCCUGGUGAAGUUAGUAACUAUGCUCUAAAAGAAAAGGAAGGGGAAGAUGCUCAAAAAAUUGUAUUGGAUCCUUCAAGAGAUGGGAAAAAGCCUUUUGUGUCAUUGGCAUUUAAGUUGGAAGCUGGGAGGUUUGGCCAAUUAACAUAUAUGAGAUGUUAUCAGGGAAAACUUCAAAAAGGAGAUAGCAUCUACAACAUGAGAACUCAAAGAAAAGUAAGAAUUGCUCGACUCAUUCGUUUACAUUCAAAUAACAUGGAAGAUGUUAAUGAAGUUUAUGCUGGAGAUAUAUUUGCCUUAUUUGGAGUAGACUGUGCUAGUGGAGAUACAUUUGUAACUGACCCUAAAUUAGAUCUAUCUCUAGAAUCAAUAUUUGUACCAGAACCUGUUGUAUCUAUGGCAAUUAAACCUGUAAACUCAAAGGACAGAGAUAACUUCUCAAAAGCUGUUGCUAGGUUUACCAAAGAAGAUCCAACUUUCCAUUUUUACUAUGAUGAUGACAGCAAAGAGACAAUUGUAUCCGGUAUGGGUGAACUUCACUUGGAAAUUUAUGCCCAGAGGAUGGAGAGGGAAUAUAAUUGUCCAGUGUCGAUAGGAAAACCAAAAGUUGCCUUUAGAGAAACGUUAGUCUCACCUUGUGAGUUUGACUAUCUUCACAAAAAGCAAUCUGGUGGUCAAGGACAGUAUGCUCGAGUUACAGGGGUUCUAGAACCUCUACCACCUCACAGAAAUACUCUUCUGGAAUUUACUGAUGAAACAGUAGGUACUAAUGUUCCAAAACAAUUUGUACCUGGUGUUAAAAGAGGUUACUUGGAAAUGGCACAAAAAGGAUUGCUUGCAGGCCAGAAACUGUCAGGGUUAAAGUUUAGACUCAUAGAUGGUGCUCAUCAUAUGGUGGACUCAAGUGAACAUUCUUUCUUCCUGGCAGCUCAAGGUGCCAUUAGAGAUACAUUUGAGAAUGGCGUCUGGCACGUCCUUGAACCAAUCAUGGCUGUUGAAGUAACGGCUCCAGAUGAAUUCCAAGGGGCAGUCAUAGCUCAAAUAAACAAGCGACAUGGAAUAGUUACUGGUACUGAAGGUACCGAAGGUUGGUUCACAGUUCACGCGGAAGUACCGUUAAACGAAAUGUUUGGUUAUGCAGGUGAAUUGCGUUCAAGUACGCAAGGCAAAGGAGAAUUCACAAUGGAAUAUUCAAGGUAUUCGCCUUGCUUACCAGAAGUACAAGAGAAACUUAUUAUGGAAUAUGAAAAAUCCAUGGGAAUUGUAUCUGACAAGGAUAAGAAAAAGAAGAAGAAUUAACGGGAUGGUUCGUUUAGGAAAAAUUAUUUAUUGUCCAGUGUAAGUUAAAGAAUUUUUGAUAUGUUUGCAUAGAGCAUUGCAAAGCGUACCAAAACUCCAAACAUUGACACUGUUAGAUACUUCUGUCAGUAAAACGGUUUUUAUUUUUAUUUAUUUUCAAGCUGGUUAAAGUUACUUAAAGUUAACUUUAUUUGUCUUUUCUUCUAUGAUGUAAAAUAUAACGCAUUAUGCAAUGCAAAUAAAAAUAUCUGUCAAUGUUUGUAUACCAUAUACAUUGUAAGACUAAUUUUAUUUGUAAUCAGUUUUCAUAAUUAAAUACUGAAUGUUUGUGAAGCAUUGACAUGAGAUAAUAUAUUGACUUACAUAUUGUAAAUAAUAGAAAAUUGUGAUAUAAUUUUAAUAAAUUUUUUGUUAUA